Messenger RNA from Mya arenaria, 2717 nucleotides. RefSeq names its product tumor necrosis factor receptor superfamily member 16-like. The transcript is spliced from 6 exons. NCBI's taxonomy places the organism in Eukaryota, Metazoa, Mollusca, Bivalvia, Myida, Myidae. Gene Ontology annotation, molecular function: protein binding. The record is from RefSeq and is a predicted model, not a curated record. The coding region runs from base 518 to 1357 and encodes 279 amino acids.
UCGGACAACCCGGGUUCGAUUCCCGGGCGGACCAGAUCACUUCUGUUGUGAUUGGUUAUGAAAUCCUUUCUACGACCAUUCGCACUGUACCACUGCCCCUUGCAUGUACAGAAGUUGUCAGUUCCUUGCAGAAGUAAAGGCACCUAGUACUGGUUCACCGCCCAGGAAAGGUGUGCGGUGGUUGAACUGUCACUCUGGGACCCUUCAAUGUGCUCACGCCGGGACCCGGAGUAUAAACUACUAACACCACCACCAUUAUCGUCAUUCUCGAUGGAGAUACCGUACAGUUUACACCAAGAAAUGAUUAGUAUUAAUCAACUAGAACUUUGUAGUUGCCAAUCUAAAAUAUUAUCUAUAUUUUCCGUAAAGCUCAGCUUUGAGGUAUUGUACAGUUUAUAGCUGACCAGUGGACCGGAUUGUUGUUGACAGAUACGAUAGUUAAUGUAAUGCCUACACUUCUAUACUCUUGCUAGAAAGCUCAGCUAUCCUGUGAGGCAUAGAAUACUUCAUAACCAAAAUGGGGCGUGACAUUCUAGUGGCUAGUGCUUUGUUCGUGUUAACUGUAUUCACACGAGGACUUUUGGCACAGUUAAAUGACACUUAUUAUUCAAUAGAAGUUAACUUUGAAACCAUCGAGUGUAAAAUGUGUCCGCCUGGCACUUACUGGAUUCAACAUUGUAGUCAAGACGGUGGCCAGGCUGUAUGUCAGGCCUGUCCGAAUGGACGCUUUACAGAGGACUACAAUCGAGCGAUUUAUUGUGAAAGGUGUACUGAAUGUAAAGGAAAUUAUAAAGAAUCGCGUGAAGUUGUGGCAGAGGCGUGUACGGGAUUUCACGACACGAUAUGUGAGUGUAAAGCAGGGUACUGGAGAGAGGAAGGAAUAGUCGGAGAUUGCCGAGAAGUGUCGCCGUGUGAGCCCAGAUAUGGCGUGAAAAAGUUGGCGAACAGUCACAAUGAUACAACAUGCGAGAGAUGUGUUAACGGGAAGACCUUCUCCAACAUCAGUUCCGAGGUGACGCCAUGUCAGAACUGUUCAGUUUGCCCCGAGGGAUGGGUACAGAAAUGGCCAUGUAACGAAUAUGAGGAUACUGUCUGCAUUCCAAAAGAUGAAGUUAAAGAGUAUAACAAAGUUGGUCUUAUUGUUGGGGUGGUCUGUGGCGUUUCAGUACUCAUUCUUGUGAGUGUCAUCCUUUGCUACUGUUGUCGAAAAAAAAGCGCUCAAGUUCUUCAAAAGUUGCGUAACAGCUGGAGAAAUAGACGACGUCAAGAAAACGUUGAUGAUGAGGAACAAGCUAACCCACUACAGCAAGGCAAUGAUAUUGAAAUGCAUCAAGUAAAUGGAGGAAACAACAGUUAGUGAACCCCAUUACCUUAGAGUACUUACUGCAAGAACAAUGUCAUUUGAGCGCAAAAUGCUGAUUUACUUGCCACACUCAUACAUGCUCGAGAAUCUCAUUGGCAGAAGCAUAAGCUUGAAGACUAUGAAACAUAUACAAUGUGUAUCAACAGGGGUUGAUUUGACUAUGUACAGUAGAACACUGUAAGAUUGGCAUGUACGGUAAAACACUGUAAAAAUGGCAUGUACAGUAAAACACUGUAAGAAUGGCAUGUAUGGUAAAACACUGUAAGAAUGGCAUGUACGGUAAAACACGGCUAGAAUGGCAUGUACGGUAAAACACGGCUAGAAUGGCAUGUACGGUAAAACACUGUAAGAAUGGCAUGUACGGUAAAACACUGUAAGAAUGGCAUGUACGGUAAAACACUGUAAGAAUGGCAUGUACGGUAAAACAUGGCUAGAAUGGCAUGUACGGUAGUACCCGGUUAGAACAGCAUGUACAGUAGGGCACGUCUAGAACGGCAUGUACGGUAGGGCACUUAGAACGGCAUGUACGGUAGCACAAUGACUGAUUUAUGAGAGUAUUAGCGAGUAUACAUCUUUGAGCCUGUUACAUGUACAUAUGUUUUUUUAAUUCUGUACUUUAUUGUUACUCUUCAACCCCUUUGUAUUGUUUUUGUUUUGUUUAUAAGUCUUGUUUCAUGUGCAUGUUGACAUACAUUAACAUCAACUGUUGUUUUUUCAUUUAUGACAUUAGUUUGUAUUUAUUUAGAAUAUUUCUAUUUAUUCCAUGUAGAAGUUUUCGAAUAAACACAAUAUUUUUAAAAUUUAAGAGAGUUCCUGACGAUUUUGUUGAAUGUUCAGGAACAUUUUCAUUAUGCAUAUUAGGGCUGACUUCUUAUCUGGUGUCUUUCAUAAAGUUAAAGUAUCCUUAAAAAAAAUAUUUUUAAAAUGUUAACCGGAGUGCUAGAUCAUUUCUAAGUCUUGUAUUAAAUUACAUUUCAACCUUUUUGUGGGAAUAAUUCUGAGUGUCUAGAAAAUGGUCUAUUCAAUGAGUCUAUAUUUAAUUUGACAUUAGAAAAUACGAGCAUAAGAGAGGGCAUUUUAAGAACAUUUGGACAUUUUUCAUUAUUACAGGCAUUAUUUUUUUCAAAUUAUUUUUAUUGAUUUGUUGUUGAAUAAUAAAUAUGUUGUUUAAAGUUUUUUGCUGGUUCCUUUUUCUCUGUUGCAUUUGGUGCUCUUUACAACAAAAUUACAACUUCAAACCUCAUUCACAUAUUGGGGACUUUCCAGCGUAUGACAAAAUCAAGGUGUUCUGUUAAAGCUGCACUCUCACAGAUUGUACGAUUUGACAACUUUUUUAUUUUUUAUCUUGGAACGA